UUUUAAUUUUAAUUUUAAUUUUAAUUUUAAUUUUAAUUUUAAUUGCAUGAGGUCAUGAUUGCCAAUUAUUUUUAAAUGCUCACUCUUGGUUCCGGAAACUCAGAUUAAAUGAGGAAUUCUUGACAUGGUUGACUCUGGAUUACAGCGUGUGCCUGAGUGGGCAGGUCAAUCAUCUAUGACACCUCCAGAGUCCUUCAGGCACUUGGUGAAGCCGCUUGGCGACAAGCUCAAAUUGAAGAACCUCACGUGACGGGAGAAGAUUAACUGGCCUGGAUCCAAAUUGGGGAUCCCUCCUGCCUUGUUUUGGGCGUGUCUGCGCUCACCUGUGCGUGGUCGCCAUCUUCUCGCUUGAUCAGAAGCGAGCGCGGCACGCCCGACCACAGCUGAGCUGAGUCAAGGGGAAGUGAGAAUACAAUGCCUCCAACGAUCCUUCUCACUCCGUUUCAGGGUCUUAUCUCCUUUCAGCACUCCUUCCAGCCCAUGACUGCCAUUAGAAGAAAAGAUUUACAAUGUGUGUGUGAGUGCGGCAAACUUCUCUUCUCCUUGCUUUAACACACACACUUACGCACGAGUCGCCAUUACCGAUGCGACGCCACAAUGGCCGACGUAUCAGAAAGUGAUGCUGUCAAUACAUAAUAGAUAGAAAAGGAUGGAGCGCAGACGACAGAUAAGCAAAGAAAGACAAAAGCCUUUUCACAAUGAAAGAAGCUGGCGUGAUGUCGCAGAGUUCAUCCGGCACGUUUUAUUGCGCAGUUUAUCACAGCGGCCACACGGAGUGCCCACGCUUAGCCGCUGAGCGUGCAACAAAAGGCCAAAUUAAGAGGAAUGAGGCCGGCUGACAGGUUGACUGACGUUGUUUCCCGAGGAGAAUAGCGUCCCGUCCGUCUCGGAGCUGUCACCUUGACAGGAAUCCUUUCUUUGCACGCCGACCCCGUCGCCGACCUUUCCGUCACUCGUGACCACACGGACGCCGCAAAGUCCAGACAGCAGCAAAUACAAAACGCAAAGCACCUUUGACUGGGAUUCGGAGAGGGCGAAAGCAAGUUGGAUCAACGUCUCAUCUCCGUGAUGACCAAGGCAGCUUCAUUUAUUACCGUAUUUUCCGGACUAUAAGGCGCACCGGACUAUAAGGCGCACCUUCAAUGAAUGGCCCAUUUUAAAACUUUGUCCUUAUAUAAGGCGCACCGGACUAUAAACCAGCUCAGUGGCCUAGUGGUUACAGUGUCCCCCCUGAGACUGGAAGGUUGUGGGUUCAAACCCCGGCCGGGUCAUACCAAAGACUGUAAAAAUGGGACCCAUUGCCUCCCUGCUUGGCACUCAGCAUUAAGGGUUGGAAUUGGGGGUUGGAAGGAGUGGAGCUCUUUACAAGCCCUAGGCUUCGUCUCCCUCUUUGCACAGUUAUUGAUAUGAUAAUAUGUGCUAAACAAUAAACUAAACUAAACUAUAAGGCGCACCAUUAAUGCAUCAUGUCAGAUUUUUAAUCCAAAUCAAAUCAUACUCCAUUUUGUCUUUUUUAUUUCAACUUCAGACGCAACAAAUUACUUUAUAAUCUUAAAAUAAUGAUCCACAGUCUUUUUGAGUCAUGAUCCAUAGUCUUCAGCGGGCCACUCAUGAUUGAUUUCAUGACACAAUGCUUUGGGCCAGUUUCAAUUUAGGAAUUUGGUCCAUAUAUAAGGCGCACCGGACUAUAAGGCGCACUGUGGGCUUUUGAGAAAAUUGGAGGUUUUUAGGUGCGCCUUAUAGUCCGGAAAAUACGGUAAUCGCUUUUCAUACACAAGGCAACUCAACGUGCUUGCAAGUAAAGACGCAACUCAUAAAAGCUUUUUACAAACAUGACAGCCGACAACAUUCACAGGCAGAGCGGAGAAAACAAAAGUAGAUGAAUCAAAUGUAAAGGACGUAACAUUCAAAGACAUUCACGAAAAAGCUUAAAAGAAAGAAAGAAAUCAAAUGACUAAAAGGCCCCGCCGUGAAAUUGAUUUAGAACUGUUUAAAAUGUCUUCAACAAAGGUAUGGAGAGGGAAAAAACGGAUUCUAAAGCUUCUUCCGAAUGCGUGCAACGUAACAGCUAAGUGCUGCUUCACGGCGUUCGCUUUGACCUCCGGGUCUGCAAACUGGGCUUCUUUUCAAUCAAUAUUUCUGAAAUCAAUUUGAUCUCACUCUGGACGACACUUCUUUGUAUCUGCAGUGUUGCUGAAUGUAUGUUUGGUGGCAUUAAAGAAGGGGAAAAAAAAGAAGGGCCGAGCUAUUAUUUAGGCCGAGGCGCCCCUGGCUUGAUAUGAAAGCAACAUUUGUGUUGGUGGCCGACCGGUGAGACGUGAGUUGGGGCCGAACAGCUGUCCGUGUGUACUUUACAAGCUGCUUCUAUUUGUUCUGUCGACACGGGCGGGGUCGGGAGGGUGUCAGCAUUGUCUACUGUCCCUCAUCAUGACUUUGUGUGUGCGCAUCGGUGUUUAUGUUUGUGAGGCCUGGCCAAAGUGGACAGGUGGACGAUCUUCACGAGAGAACGUACCUGCUGGAACUAUCGUAGCAAAUUGCUUUUUUUUUUUGAAUGACUGCUGAACUGAAAGUUGACGUGUCAUUAAAAACAGUUGUAACUAUUUGCAGCCAGUAAUAUAGAUUGAAAAUAUAGUGUCCUGCUUUGCGGUAGGUAUUCAUGUCAUCAUAAAAAUAUAUUCUCGUUGACCUCGCAAGUCUUAAAAGCGGUCAUAAAUGCAAAUGCGGGUGGCCAUGUCGAUAAACAAGAUUAAAUGGGGGUAAAAAAAUGGACGAGCCAAAAUUUGCCUACAUGUAAUGGAGCAAAAUGAAGAUUCUGUUUAUUUUUAUAUGACAUUGGCAGCCUGCUGUUUCAUCAUUGACACAAACAAACCUUUAUUUCUUUCAGAGCGUUCAAGAUAAGAACACUAUAGGCUGCUGCAGCCCAACGUUGCCGCCGCAGAUGUGGCUGGCUUUAAAUGGAAGGUGAAGCAGUAAAUUAAAAGAAAAAAAAAACUCAUAAUAAAUAGACAGCAGCGUGUAAAGAUAACCUAAACAGAAAAUAGAUUGUGUGAUAUUACUAGGCGCUAAUUAAAGCAGGCAACAAAGACGCCCAAUAAAUAGGAACAAUAAAAUGGAAAAUGGAUGUGAGCAUAAAAGCUUCCGUGGAAUAAAGGCGAAGGCCACAUUUAAUAACUGUCCAUCUGAUGUACUUCCAUUUAUCUGCUUGAGCCCUCGCAAACAAACAUACAAAUAAAUCACUUAAUAACUGGUGGAAACAAAAACGUAUUGUUUAUUUCUUUAGGCUCGGGUGCAGCCAUAUCCAAUUCGAUAUUUCGCAAUAUUGGGUUGGGCAAGUUAAAGAAACACGCAACCAGGAAAAGGGCAUUUUUAGCUGGUAACGUCGUGAUGUGUGGAAACAGCGGCCCUUACUGGCUGGCUAGGGAACUGACAAUUGAUUGUCACUUGAUGGUGGUUCGAAUUAUAAAAUGAUAAACACGCGAGGCACAAUCUCAUUUUAGAUCGAGUUGGCUUACAAUUGAACUCUUUUUUUUUUUGCGUUUUUACAACAAUUGUUGAGAGAGAGAGAGAGAGAGAGAGAGAGAGAGAGAGAGAGAGAGAGAGAGAGAGAGAGAGAGAGAGAGAGAGAGAGAGAGAGAGAGAGAGAGAGAGAGAGAGAGAGAGGAGAGAGAGAGAGAGAGAGACGGCGUUCAUUCCAGAUGGUGUUUAAACGCAGACAGAAGGCUCCAGAGAGGACAGCGAAGCAGAGCAAGAGAAAGAGAGAGCGAAAGAGAGGCGGAGGAGGCGAGAGAGCCGCUUGGGUUGCUUGCUUGGGUUGCUUGCUUGGUGCGCACAGUGGGCUCGCCAGCUCCAUUCAUUAGUGAGGACAAAACAAGAAAGGGGGCGAAAGGAAAGGCUGAUUUGUGAGCGCACAUGCUGGAAAAGUCAACCCGGCCGGCGGCCACAAAGCCUUGACAGUCAGUCAGUCUGUCAGUCAGUCGGCGGAGGUGGAGAAGAAGGAGCGCGUCGCGACCAAGCCAAAAACUGCUUUUCACCGCAGGAGGAAUUAUUCUCAUCGGACGUUUUUGGACUUUUUGAUCAUGCAAGUGUAAAGUGAGGAAGAAGUCACGCGAGGAUAGAGACGCACGCUGCAGACUCGGAGGAUCCGCAUCUUAUUGUUUUUGCAGUUUUUUUUUUUUUUUUUGGACGUGGGAGUCACCAGGAUUUGAGGACUUUGAGUCUUUCCAAGAAAAGGGGAAAGCACGAUUUGUUUUCGUCGACAGUGCGUCGUUACUUGGUUCUUUCUAAUACGGACCAUGACACAGAAAGCGGAUUUACAUGGACUGGGCGACUUGUGAUAUUUGACAUCUUACAAUACCAAAGACUGAUUUUUUCUCUCCCUGAUUCCAUAAGAAAUUAAAUACCUCGUAAGUGACCCAACCUGGACGCCCAAAGGAAAGUUGACGCUAAUUGUAUGUAUUUAAUGGUGGCGGCUUUUGCCACCCCUUCCUGUCAACGAGGACCAGCGUCCGUCCGUUCUAUCUCUAGAAGACCCCCAGCCACCCCUCAUCAUGAGGAUUGAGGCGAUAUAAAAGCUCUUCUAGAAGAAAAAAAAACUGGAUUAUCAUCUCUUCACCAACAUCAUCUUGACCUCAACCUUCACAGAGUAGCAGAGUGCCGAAGGUUGGAACAAUGCCAGAUUCACCUGCGGAUGUGAAAAGCCAGCCCAGGUCCACCCCGCCAACCAUGCCUCCUCCACCCCCGGCAGUCAACCAAGCAAGCAGUCGUAACGCUUCUUUCACCCCCACCACCAGUAAAUCAAUGCUAAACGGGAGCAGCCACUCUCCCACGUCGCUGAACGGCGCCCCGUCCACUCCCAACGGCUUCAGCAACGGGCCGGCCAUGUCGUCCACGUCGUCGUUGUCCAACCAACAGCUCCCGCCGGCCUGCGGCGCCCGCCAGCUCUGCAAGCUGAAGCGUUUCCUGACGACCUUGCAGCAAUUUGGCAACGACAUAUCGCCGGAGAUCGGAGAGCGGGUGCGCAGCCUGGUCCUGGGGCUGGUGAACUCCACACUUACCAUUGAAGAGUUUCAUUCCAAACUUCACGAAGCCACCAACUUCCCUCUGAGGCCUUUCGUCAUUCCCUUCCUGAAGGCAAACCUGCCCCUGCUGCAGAGGGAGUUGCUGCACUGUGCCAGGCUGGCCAAGCAGACGCCGGCACAAUACCUGGCCCAACACGAGCAGCUCCUUCUGGACGCCAACGCCAGCUCGCCGCUCGAUUCUUCCGAGAUCAUGUUGGAGAUGAACGAGCAUGGCAAGAGAAGGACCCCUGACAGGACCAAAGACUCUUCAGAGAGAGAUGGCUUGCACCCGGAGCACCUUGCUAAAAGGCCCUGCACCAUUAGCCCCAGCCAGCGCUUCAGUCCCAGCACGGGCCUCCCUGCUCACCCGCCCCCCAACGGCCUUCCCACACACCCUCCCAAUGGCCUGCCUCACCCGCAGAACCCUCAAAUGGGCCCUCAGCACUACCGCUUGGAGGACAUGGCGCUGGCACAUCAAUACAGAGACGCUUACAGGCAUAAUGAACACAGAGACGGUCGAGAAAGACAUCGGCAGACAGCAAUGCACGGAGCCCGCCAAGAGGAAGUGAUCGACCACCGUCUAACAGAUCGAGAGUGGGCAGAAGAAUGGAAGCAUCUCGAUAAUCUGCUGAACUGUAUCAUGGACAUGGUGGAGAAGACACGUCGCUCUCUGACGGUGCUACGCCGCUGCCAGGAGGCCGACCGGGAGGAGAUGAAUCAUUGGAUCCGGCGCUACAGCGACGUGGAGGAGAUGAAAAAAGGUGGGAGCAACGGCCAGCACUGCCUUCCUCCUCCUCCUCCUCCUCCUCCUCCUCCUCCUCUUCCUCCUCACCACAACUCGUCCUCCAACACAGCUAGCAGCAGUGAGGCAGUGCCCAAAGGAGCUUCCUCGGCUGCUGAAAGGCAGACAGGCAGACAGACAGAGAUCCACAGAGACUUUCUGCACAGGCCUCCGUCGGGAUACCUGCCUGAGGAAAUCUGGAGAAAAGCUGGCACGACAAGCAUCCCGCUUUCGCCAGCGCUAAAGCACCUCCAAAACAAGCAGGAGGAAGCCGUGAACGAAGUCAAGCGGCAGGCCAUGUCGGAGCUGCAGAAGGCCGUGUCGGAUGCGGAGAGGAAAGCUCACGAGAUGAUUUCGGCAGAACGCUCCAAAAUGGAACGGGCCCUGGCCGAGGCCAAGAGGCAAGCCUCCGAGGAUGCACUUACGGUCAUCAACCAGCAGGAGGACUCCAGUGAAAGUUGCUGGAACUGCGGGCGGAAAGCCAGCGAAACGUGUAGCGGCUGCAACACGGCUCGCUACUGCGGCUCCUUCUGCCAGCACAAAGACUGGGAGAGGCACCACCACGUCUGCGGUCAAGGCCUGCAAGGGCUUCCGGGGGGCGGCGCCGUUCCCCUCGGCACCUCGGCUUCCGGCGCGCCCCCCGCCCACUCGGAGGGCGCCCCGCCGGGUCCGCUGGCGUUGGCGGGCCAGAGCGGCGUGGCGGCCGGCGGCGGCGGCGGCAGCAUGUCGGCCAGCCCCAAGGAGAGCAGUUCGAGUAGCGCCUCUCGCUCCACCACUCCGGCCACGCCGGCGCUGCUCGACGCCACAUCUCGCUGACGUUCCGUCCCGUCCCCUGGUAGGACAAAACCAAACUGAGGAACCUUCGUCUCACCUUGACCCCCUUUCCCCCCCCCCUCAAAGUUCUCAAGUCUGCCUUUUGCAUAGGGUGGCUUUGGCAUUCAGUGAGCACAAUCAGCAAGAUAUCGUAGCGUUUGCUGACCAGGAUGGGCUCUUAACUUGAGUGUUGAGGAUCACAAGACCAAUUAGCACUUCAAUUCCCAAAUCAUUUUGCCCCAAUGUGAGCACCCGGACCUGUUAUAUGCACUAACAGUCCCGUCUCCGAAUGCUAACAGAUAAGGAUUUUUUUUUUUGUCAAUGUCCUGCCGUUCCUCAGAAAACACAACUUAGGAUUUAUGGAACGUUUCUUUCUGGCUUUAAGGGAAAACCAAGAACAGUCCAAAUAUUCUAAAUAAGAGAAACAAAGCGUGAUGAUAGUGACGUUUGUUAACCAUCAUGAAACGAAAUGGAGUUUUAAACUGCUAACUACCUUGCUAGCGAGCCAAGAAAAAUCUACGCCGGACUCACCUCUCGAAACCAUUGUGAACCCAAAUGAAUUCAAAGAUAAAAAAAAAAAAAACAACGUAAUCCAAACCUUUGUAUGACACUGCCAAAGUGAGUAAGUGAUAAAGAGAAGCGCUCGUAACCAAACGCAAAGCAACAUCACCUCCUCAGCAGCCCUGCCACAGAACGGAGGCUGCGCCAAGACUUGAGCGAUCCUUCAGCGAUCCUUCAGCGAGCCAACGGAUGGACGUCAGACACUCGCUGAAACGGACCGAGGCCUCGCCCCGAUGAAAUUUGCGAGCGGGAAGCGAAAAGAGGCAACGGAAAAGCUACACGGAAAUCAAGCGACAUCAUGUAGCUACCAAAAACCUCCAGCAGAACACACACGAGCGUCGGAUGUGUCUGUUUGGGUUCCUUUCUUCUUUUUUCAUCUCCAGCCGUGAGGUUUGCCGUCACAUUCACACACCUUUUUCCAAAGCACGAUGAACAGAGCCAAGAGACGGACGGUGCAGACACUCCUCUUUUUCUACCUCCCUUCAUCCCCAAACACCUGACCUUUUGACCCCACACCUCUCCCCCACCCCGCCUGCUUUGACGUGAACAUCGGAGCAGGACAGCCUGGACAAGGGAAGGAACCUGCUUGUAGAUAUUUUUCUCUCCUUCACUCAUUUUCUGGAUUCUUUUUCAGUUUUGUUUGCUUACUUUUGGUUUUGGUCAUGACGGGGGACCGAGCAGUGAGGUGCGGGCGAGGACGUUUGCCCCACCAUCUACUCAUUUGUUGUAUCUAUCUAUCUAUCUGAUUGAGAUGAACCCCCUCUUGUAGAAUAUUUUGUAUGGCUCGCAUUGUAAGACAGUGAGAGGACGGAGGUGCAAUAUGAAGAGAAUUCAGCUACUGAAUGGAACCUCAGCAACUGCCCAUAGGGUGUCAUAUAAUAUAGAAACAUAUAAAUAUAUUUAAAGUAACAUCAGUAACUUAAUGUGAAUGUACAUAGUAUUUAAAGAGGUCCAAAAAUGUGUUUGCCAAAUAACAGAAACCUUUAAAGUUUAAUGUCCAGAAUAUGAUUUUUCUCACAGUACAUUUGUUUCUUCAAUGUAUCAACUGCUUUCCCCCCCCCCCCCUCUCUCUCUCUCUCUCUCUCCUUCUCUCUCUUUUUUAAUAAUAAUAAUAAUUCAAUGGCUUUUCUUCAGUGGCAUAGAUGUAGGGGAAAGUACAUUCUGACAGAUCAAGUGUGCAUGGACUGCAUGACUUUCAGGAAUCCGUGAAUUAGGCUUUAAUGAACUAACUGAAGAUAAAGUCAAGAGAUGUAAUGAUGGUUCAUUCUCAUCAAAUAUGGGGGAAUAUUUUCUGCGUGACGUACUUCAUAUUUCGCCCCCGUGGGAGGGGACCCAAUUCACAUAGCAAAUUUAGCUCCAUUUCUAGUUUCUAUUGAGUCCUGUGAACAAUGAGCGCUCCUUUGGAAUAUUCAAAUGAUUUAUUCAAAUGAACUACAGCCAAUAUCAGAGGUUCAUUUGACCCCCACUACGCUUUACAAGUAUUCGGUUCGACUAAACACCAUUUUUCUUAAAGCCGAUCCUGUGCAAAGAAGCUGCAACCUUUGGCUGCAUCUGUGUGUAGCAUUUUUCUUCUUGUUGUUGUAUUUGCUACAAAAUGGCCUCUGUGUUGACUUUGGCGACGCCAGAGCACUCCUCACUUGCUACCUCCUGAGACCAUACAGCUAAUCACCAGGAGAUCUUCACCUGGACUUUGAAAAAGAUGGGCUGAGUGCAGACGUAGCAGUCGCGCCGCUAGCAUAACUCAUAUGCUAGCGGCGCUACUGCUAACCUAGUAUUUGCUUACGGGUCGCCAAAGGCCUUGCCACCGUAAUGGCGUCCGUCAUUCGUGAGUGAAACUACAACCAAACAUAUCACUGAACCGCGUAUUGACCAUUUUGUCAUCCCAAACCAAUAAAAGCGCAGACCAAAGUACUCCUGCAUUGCCAUAAAGCGGCUUUGACGCCAAACCCGAUAGGACGAGCUUGGCGCUUCACUACAGUUAACCAAAGUGUCUGAAAUGCAAACGGUCCGAGAGCGAACCAUUUGACUUUCGUCUCCUUUGGACCGUUUGUAUCUUCUAGCAGUUACAAAGCCUUGCAGAGAUGAAACUCCUGAAUGCUGAGCAUGUGGUCCAGUGUGAAUAGUUUUAUAAAAAGGAUUUUCCUUUUUUUUCCCCCCGCCACCUCUUUUGUACUUGAAACCCUCCGAGCUUUAAUAAAAGACCACAGGCAAACGACUGACAGAGAUAUGUAGCGACGCUAUCUGCGUUCACGUGCUGUGCGUGUAAACGAUAUCGGCAUCAAACGAGCGUUACGGUGGCAAGUCCUUUCAAGCGCUCUCGUCUGCAAUCGAGCCCUCCGAGAAACAAACCAAACCGAACAGACCGCUUGUAAAUGACCAAAAGACAACCAAAAGCGAUUUGCUUCCAUUGUACUUGGUAGGGAAAUGUUUUUUGUUUGAACAUCAAGAGUUUGUGAGGUGGAUUAUCAGGCGGGAAGCCAGAUUGACGCCGAGCAAGCAGACCCGAAGAUAUCUUCAUUGUGUCAAACAAAUGAGAUUGAUCGUUUUCUUUUCUCUGCACUCUGUGAAAAGAAAGGGGCUCUGCUGUUGUGAAGGCUUUUCAAGGCUCUCCAUUUUACAUCAGGCAGCGAAAUGGAGCACCCGUAACCGGUAACGGUCACUGAUGACGUCCGUCCGUCUCGAGGCUCAGAAGUGAUGGUGCAUCCUUCCAGGCACUGCUGAAGAGCCUGCUUGAAGGCUAACGUGAAAAAGGUCUGAUACAGCACUUGUGUAAGCCCCGCCCCCCUCCCCUCCAAAAAGUCAUGGCUCAGGAUGGUCCCAUUUUGACCUUUACCUAGAAUGAAAAUGGGAGUGUCUGACAGCAUUCGACACGGUAUUGUGCAAUACACUUAUGACAUGACGGAAAAAAAUAUCUGUAGGAAAGGUUGACUGAAACCCGGAAACACUUUCUUCUUUGUUUGAUUUUCUCUCUCUUCGAGUUCCCGUUGCCGUUUUUAGAUGAGGUAAAAUGUGCCAGAGGAAUUAAAUUCUGAUUUGUAUUUAUUUCUUGCAUGCUUUCCUCCCUGUUGCUAAUACCGCUCUUUAACUGUUCGCUCUGUUGGAUGUGUGACGCUGUAAAACAUUCUAAUUCAGGUUAUUGUCUGUGUUGAACAAUGUAACUGUGUAAUUAAAAUAUGACAUGAAAGCUG
Molecule: messenger RNA, 10400 nt
Organism: Syngnathus typhle (broad-nosed pipefish)
Lineage: Eukaryota; Metazoa; Chordata; Actinopteri; Syngnathiformes; Syngnathidae
Gene: cbfa2t3
Product: CBFA2/RUNX1 partner transcriptional co-repressor 3
Exons: 12
Coding region: 4669-6654 (661 amino acids)
Biological process (GO): negative regulation of DNA-templated transcription; DNA-templated transcription
Cellular component (GO): nucleus
Molecular function (GO): transcription corepressor activity
Source: RefSeq, a predicted model, not a curated record